Molecule: messenger RNA, 5558 nt
Organism: Panthera uncia (snow leopard)
Lineage: Eukaryota; Metazoa; Chordata; Mammalia; Carnivora; Felidae
Gene: TLX1
Product: T cell leukemia homeobox 1
Exons: 3
Coding region: 3103-4107 (334 amino acids)
Biological process (GO): regulation of transcription by RNA polymerase II; animal organ development
Cellular component (GO): nucleus
Molecular function (GO): RNA polymerase II cis-regulatory region sequence-specific DNA binding; DNA-binding transcription factor activity, RNA polymerase II-specific
Source: RefSeq, a predicted model, not a curated record
ACGGGGAGAGUGUUAGGAACACUCAGGAGGUUCCUGCAUGGGCCAGAGAGGGUGGCAAAGGUAAGUUGUCCUAAAGAUAAGAGGGUUUUAAUUGCAGCAGACAGAACUGUAGUUAAUCAUGAAAAGGAUCAAGGCACUGCAGUCCAGCCUCAAAGGAAGCAGAAGCACCCCUCUCCAUACUUCUCAGCCUCAUACGGGGAAAACAAUUCAGAUUUGGGGAACCAGAUCAAUCUUCUUCUGUCUGUGGGACUUUGGGCAAGUUUGUUCAUCUGACCAAGUCUCAGUUUUUGUUUUUUCUUUUUAAAAAUGAAUAUAACUCAUAUACUAUGAUAACCCCUUUAAAUCAUACAAUUGAGUGGUUUUUAAUAUAUUCACAUAGUUGUGCAACCAUUGCCACUAAUUCCAGAAUAUUUUCAUCACUUCAAGUGGAAACUUCGUAUCCACUUGCAGCCACUUCCAAACUUUCCUCCUCCAACCUCCGGCAACCAUUAUCUGCUUUCUGCCUUUAUGGAUUUGCCUAUCCUGGAUGGUUCGUAUGGAUGCAGUCUUUUGAUAAGUGGCCUUUUGUGCCCGACUUCUUUCACUUAGCAUCAUGUUUUCUAGGUCCUUCCAUGUUGUAGCAUGAAUAAUAUUCUGUUGUAUGGAUACACCACAUUUUGUUUGUCCAUUCAUCAGAUGAUGAACAGGUGAGUUGCUCCCACUUUUUGGCCAUUAUAAAUAAUACUGCAAUGAACACUCAUUUAAUUUUCGUACUUACUUAAAACUUGGAGGUGUUUCUAUUAACUUCACAGAGUUGCGAGUCUUAAAUGACAUCGGUGUGGUGAGGUGCCUGGCACAUAGUAGCUUCUCAGUAAAACACUUAGGUUUAUCUCUGCUUUAUUUAGUUCCUCUAAGAUAAGAGGCAGGAAGGAGACAAAUUUAGGUUCAAACAACUGCUGGGUAAGGUUGUAGAAGCUGGAUUGGGUGGGUGAAGAGGAGUGAACUGGCAAGGGAAUAGAGCUCUCGCCUGUUUCUGCUCAGUGUUUACAAACCACCACCUAUUUCGCACAUGGCCUUGCCUUGAGCGGGCCUCUGUCCACCUGCCUGGAGCCCAGACAAGAUUUUCUCCAGGUUUCCAGGCUAACCCAUAAAAGCAACUCAAAUCCAGCUUCUCCAUCUUGACCAAGUCACUUAGCCUCUGAAAUUUGGCUUUCUUACAUCUAUAAAAUAGUAUAAUUUCUUACUAUAUCUAUAAAAGAGAUAAUACUCAUCUUGAAGAGUUGGUGGUUCAUAGCAUUCCCCAUAAUACUUACCACGAUCUGACUUAUUGUAUUUGCUUCUUUGUUUAUUGUCUAACCCCCUCUAUGGAACGUAAACUCCAUGAGGGCAGGACCUUGGUUUUGUUUACUGCUGUUUUCCCAGUGCCAAGAACAAUGCCUGACACAUGGUAGGUAUUCAAUAAAUAUUUGUUGAAUAAGGAGGUUCAUUCAUUCAUUUUUCACCCAACAUGAGUAUAUCCUGUGGUUUGGGGCUAUACUCCACAGGAGGGAAACUGAGAUGAGUUCCUUGCUUCCAAGGAGGUCUCUUCAAGUGGAAAUAACAGACAUGACUGAAGCAAAUAGACUGUAAUGAGACUUGAUCAAUAGAGUGUGCACCUUCAUCUUGCCUGAUAGAGACAGUCCCUCCCUGAAGACCUGUUGAAUCUGAAAUAGACCAGAAAUAGAUCCAAAGUGAUCCAACGUGCACCGGUCCCAGAGCUUGGCUCCUGGCAGGGAGCAAACCUUUCCCUACUGGAGAGGGGAAAGAGAGGAAGCAGAAAAAGGGAGUUUCCUCCUUCUCUCCUGGGCUGUAAGCCAGUCAGCCACAGUCAAAACUUUAAAAGGCCUAAAUUUGUCCAGAUACACUUCCCUGAUCUUGGUCCCACCAACCCUAGCCCCCCCCCCCCCCUGCCUUAAGUCCCCAGGCCUCCCUCCCAGGAUUCCAAAAGUAAGAAAAUAACUCCUUCCCCUCACCACAGUCCAAAGGGUUCUUGCUUGGAAUAGCCAGCCCCGUGCUAGUUGCUAGGUGAAAACAAUCUGAUUGAAUUCAUUCGCAUACUGUGGGUACUGCUUCUUUGGGGCGUGUUUAUUUAAAAGGAAAGGGGUAUCUUGAGGCAUGGGCCCCCUGGAAACAAGCCCCAAGCCACCUCUCUUGACUUUUGCCUUCCUCUCAGGAAGUCUUCCUUUCCUCAGUUUCUCUAAAUAGGCUGGGUUGGGGUGGUUGUUGAUUUUUUUCAACAACCUACAGCCGGUUGUUCAUAGGCCUGUGUUUUUAAAAAGGACAAGCCUGAACUCACCUUCCUGCCUCAGGGGCCUGGGCUCCAUACCUGGGAAGUAGACAGUCUUCUACUUUCUAACAAGCCAGACUUGAAGUUUGCAGUAAAUCCUCUUGUUGAAGGACAGGUGUUUCCCAGCUGAGCCCUUGGGGAGAUUCUCCAGUAGCGCAGGGACACCCUUCCCCAGAGGCCUAGUGGGCUGGACCUCUUUGGCCCCAUUCAAAGUGAGGGGAGACUCCUGCCACACCGGGAAGAGGGCUCUAUCCUCCACCUCCUUGGGUCCGUCUGUUUAUCGGUCUCUGGGAAUGGCCGCCUCCUGUUCUUUUUCUCCUUUUAAGUCUCUGAAUCUCUUCUCUCUCUUCCUGAACUACUUCUCGGUGCCUCGGUCUCCGUCCCUCUGUCUCUGGCUCCUGCAUCCGUCUCGGCUCCCGGCCUCCCUCUCCCCCUCUCCGCCCCUCCCCCGCGCUGUCAUUCACCCCGCUCCUCUCCACGCACAGCCAAUGGAGAGACCCGGCCGAAACGGCUAGGCUCGCUUGCACCAGGCUUUUUCGCCCGGUGAUUGAUGUCCCAGAGUCAACAUCGAGCUAGCAGACGGAGAGGGGAAGGAGCAGCCUGAGAGGGGAAGAAUACGGCGCCCCCUCUCUCCUUCCCCUCCCCCCUACUUUAGCCCUCUGCGCACUUCGCUUCCAAGUCUCCGCGCAGCCGGGAGCGGCUGCCGCCUCCGCGCCCCUGCGCGCUGCCCCCCGAGCCAAACACAGCGAUCGCCGCCGCCCAGGCCCCCCCCCGCGGGGCCGGGGCCGGGGGCCAGCAUGGAGCACCUGGGUCCGCACCAUCUCCACCCCGGCCAUGCGGAGCCCAUCAGCUUCGGCAUCGACCAAAUCCUCAACAGCCCGGACCAAGGCGGCUGCAUGGGGCCCGCCUCGCGCCUCCAGGACGGAGAAUACGGCCUUGGCUGUUUGGUUGGAGGAGCCUACGCUUACGGCGGCGGGGGCCCCGCGGCCGGGGCGGGGGCCGGGGGCGCGGGGGCCUAUGGUGCCGGCGGCCCCAGCGGCCCUGGUGGCCCUACUAGCGGCGGCGGCGGCGCCUGCAGCAUGGGCCCGCUGGCUGGCUCCUACAACGUGAACAUGGCCUUGGCGGGCGGCCCCGGUCCGGGAGGCGGCGGCGGCGGGGGCGGCGGCGGCGGCGGCGGGGGGGCGCUGAGCGCUGCAGGGGUGAUCCGGGUGCCGGCUCAUAGGCCGCUAGCUGGAGCGGUGGCCCACCCCCAGCCUCUGGCUACCGGCUUGCCCACCGUUCCCUCCGUGCCUGCUGUGCCGGGUGUCAACAACCUCACCGGCCUCACCUUCCCCUGGAUGGAGAGUAACCGCAGAUACACAAAGGACAGGUUCACAGGUCACCCCUAUCAGAACCGGACGCCCCCCAAGAAGAAGAAGCCGCGCACGUCCUUCACGCGCCUGCAGAUCUGCGAGCUGGAGAAGCGCUUCCACCGGCAGAAGUACCUGGCCUCGGCCGAGCGCGCCGCCCUGGCCAAGGCGCUCAAAAUGACCGACGCGCAGGUCAAAACCUGGUUCCAGAACCGGCGGACGAAGUGGAGGCGGCAGACCGCGGAGGAGCGCGAGGCUGAGAGGCAGCAGGCGAACCGCAUUCUCCUGCAGCUGCAGCAAGAGGCCUUCCAGAAGAGUCUGGCGCAGCCCUUGCCCGCCGACCCGCUAUGCGUGCACAACUCUUCGCUCUUCGCCCUGCAGAAUCUGCAGCCGUGGUCUGACGACUCCACCAAGAUCACCAGCGUCACGUCCGUGGCGUCCGCCUGCGAGUGAGCCUGCCCGCUCUGCCCGGAGAGAGCCCGGGUCCAGCCGAGGGGUCGCGGAGGCUGAGAGCCGGGACUCUCUCCCACCCCCUCCUGCUUCAGACUGUGCGCGGGAGGGGAACGCGGUGCCCCCUGCGCUCGGCGGAGCUCCUGCCGACGCUGUUUUCUCUUUGGUGGGGGGAAAAAAAGCGCGGGAGACAGGGACACGCGACCUCGUUCCAGACGCCUAAGUGGUCCCGCGCCCCCCUGGAACUGUUCAGAGUCCUCUCGGUUUACGUCUAUUUUAUUUUAUUCUGAUUUUUAACGUGGGACUGAGAGAGGCAGAGGACGUUGGGAAAUAAGUUUCUGGGGUCCUCAGAGGACAGCAGGGGCUGUCGUUUGAACUUGCUCUGGGAAGAACUCUGUAUUCCACUCCCCAUCACACGUGGACGCCCGCAGGCCCACACAGAGGUGAUUUCACGGUCUCUGGUGGUGUCACCCAGAGCCAAACACAGAGGACCUACGGCAGAGUGUCAUGCACACAUAGGGCCAUCGCCUUCACACCCUUGACUCUCACUGUCAGGCAUAAGCUAGGGGUGACCCAGCUGCAUUGUGAACAGCAUGGCACUUCUCACAAACACGAGGCUACGGCCACACUGUGACACACUACCCCACACACGACAGCGUCACGGCCCUCCAGGCCCCCAUCACACAUCCUAGCCGCACCCAGGUACGCACAGGCAGGUUUUCACACAGACUCAGCCUGCUUCUCCAGAUCCUGUUCAUACGGGGAGCUUAAGUUAUGCACUUAUAAGGUGUUUUCUGUGUAACCAUUUUAUAAAGUGCUUGUGUAAUUUAUGUGAAAAAAUAAUAAAACCCUCCGGAUCCGGAGUCAGGGCUACCUGCUCCUUGCUGAGCCCAGCACCUUGCAGCUACUUGGGUUUGGUGUGAAAUGGUGCCACUGGGGCAGCUGCUGCUGUCUGGGCAUAAGGGACACCCGGGGGCCAGGACCUGCAGGUCCUGGAGAGAGGGAAGGAGGGGGACAGAGAGAAACAGACCUGAGGAAAGGAAGGAGUGCCAGGCUCUCCUGGGACGCGGAUGCUUGAGAAGAUACACGGUCUUUGGGUGUGAGGGUUGCGCGCGUGUGCAUUGUGUGUUUGUGAUGGCAUGGACCUUCAGGAUGUAACUGAUCGUGAAUGUAACAGUGUUUAAGCGUGUCAUUGUGUUGGCAACUAUUGUUAAGUGCUUGUCUCUGCUUAAGUCGCAAAUCGAAACUAGCAUCAUACAUACUAACUUGCAGUGGUCUGUGUGACCAUGUGCGAAUGUGAUUGUGUCUUCCGGGGUACCGGUGACCACCCACCCAAAUCUGUGACUGUGUGUGACUCCCGUGUCAAUGUGUGUGAGAGUACAUGUGAGUUUCUCCUCGUGAAUCCAUUUUUGUGUUAAAUGUGCGAACGUUUGUAAUCGUGAAUCACCCAUAAU